Messenger RNA from Coprinopsis cinerea okayama7#130, 1092 nucleotides. RefSeq lists its product as hypothetical. The record is from RefSeq and is a predicted model, not a curated record. The coding region runs from base 1 to 1092 and encodes 363 amino acids. NCBI's taxonomy places the organism in Eukaryota, Fungi, Basidiomycota, Agaricomycetes, Agaricales, Psathyrellaceae. The transcript is spliced from 2 exons.
AUGGCUGACAUCUCCCGUGGACCGUCGCGAGAUGCGGUUCUGUACAACGAAGAGCUGUUUCAUCGCAUCUUGGACGAUUACCGCCCCGUGGGGAAAAAUCGAUGCUCAUAUCCCUUGCUCUUCCGUGCAAGGCGUUCCUCAAUCCAGUACUGGAUGAAUCUGGGCGUCAUUGCCCUCCCCUUUUCCCCUGCUCUCACUCUUAGAAUAAUUUUCUGCUGCCAAUGGUGGUCACAGAGAUGGCUUACCAACCUGGAUCGAUUUCUCUUCUACUCGACGAGGGUUAAAUGCAUAACCCUGCCGGCUCAUACAAGGGCUGUCUCAUCGCAAGUUUACGCCGCCAUCCUGGCACAGGUCAAGCUGCGCUACCCGUCCAUCCACCCAUUUCCACGCACUCAUUACGUUGCGCUGGAUACCCUCUCCGAACCCACUCUUCAUUUCCUCUCGUUGGUCUUGUCGCCCUCUGUGACAGAAAUUUCCCUCCAGGAAGACGAAGAUGUGAAGAUGGAGCCACAUGUCAUCCCGCCACUCUUCACUAAAUUGAAGGAGGGGGCCCCGUUCCUGGCUCGUAUUCGCUUCUCAGGAUCCUCCCAUCUCUCCAACGCAAUACGUUCUUUCGCCCGGACAGUAGAACUACCCGCUUUGGUCAGCGUCCAACUCCACGUCGAGUCUUCAUUUAGCAGCGUAUCGCACGAGACCACCUUUGUAAAACCCGAACCUAACCUUUUGGCUCAUUUUCAUGCCACUAAUGGGUCCUUGGACAAGGAGAACACCACGACGCAGGAUUACUCUGUCCCCGCGAGCUUCGAGGCACGUCCAUCCAUUCUCGAAGCCUUGCUGCACUUGAUGCAAUGCGACCGAAUUACUGCUUUGGACCUGACUAUCUAUCUUUUCGACAACUCGCCUAUCAAUGAAUCCUCCAUGCCGUCGUUUAUCACUGCUAUCAUACAGGAGUUGAGCAGCGCGCGUCGCUCUGCUUUGAAAAAGCUCACGCUACGAUGUCCCCGACCUUCUUUCCAAUCUCGUGAACCUCCCGUUUAUCGAGGACUUCGCUUAUCAUGGGUAUCUGUUCUCGCGGUUCAACAGUGUGGCUGA